AUGACAGAGGUUUCCGCCGCCUUCGACUAUGCAUCUCAGGGUCGCGUGGCUCAGCUUGCCCGCACUUAUUGGCUGCCCUCUUCAGAUUCGACCGGUCAGACCAAAAAACCCUUCAAGCCUGAUUUACUUGAACGCAUCUACCUGGAGGAUCUUAUUAGCUUCGGCUUUUCGCAUCGACGCUGUAUGACCCUCGAACUGUCGCAGUACUUGGAGGCCUACCUGUGGCCGAACUUCAACAAGUUCAGCAGCCGGGCACAUGUAAUCUCCAUUUGCGCAAUGGUCAACGAAAAGGCACGGGAGCGGGUUCCAAUUUGGCAGUGUUUCCUGGAUUUACCAUCAAACUUCGAUGUGCUCAUUGACCGCAUCCUGCGCAUUCUCGUAGACGAACCCCUUCAACUGGAAACUGGUGCUGCCAUCAGCAACGAAGUGCUGAAGAAGCGUCUAGCUGAACACAUAGUUCUCAUCACCUUCCUCUCGCACUGCUUCACUAAUCUCGCCGAAGUCGGCGUCCUUAGACAGGCUUUGAAGGACAUGUACUGUCUGGCUGUUUGGCGUCAUCUUCAGCCGGCUCGUCUGGAAAAGGAGUUGGAAGCAGUUCCGCGUUACCGCAAACUCCUGCACAAACUUGAGAAGCGGGCUGCGGCCCUAACAGAUCCUCAGGAGGCCGACCGGUUAGUCACCGAACGGUCCUUUGUAGCCAGGUUCAUCGAUCGAUUUCUACAAAUCGUAGAGCAACAUCCAAAAGAUGCUGGGGAGAUCGAUCCUCUUCUGGCUCACUAUUUGCAGAGAUGUCUUCUCCUACUCAUCGAUCUGUCCAGCAUGCUCCUGACCCGCCGUUUUCUAAUCGUUCUCAUAGACGACCGUCAGACAGUCAUCCGCUGUCAAACUUGCCGUCUAUACAAGGAGAAUAAAGAGGGCUGCCUGUUUUCCGAACUGGUCGACGUAUUUGCCUUUUACGCUUUGUUUCAGGUUGACAAGACGACCGGUGAGGCUGUUGACGCUAUUGAAUUAGAUCGCAGACACUGCGCUCAGCUGAAUCAACUUCGGCUGGAAGUGUUCGCUUUGAAGCGGGAGGACUUCUAUCGCGAUUUUGCUGUGUCUAACCCAGCGGCGUGUGAAACGAAGGAAAAGUUGUCGGAGUUCUUCCACAAGCUGCACGUUGAUGAGCUGCGCGAUCUGGCCGCCCGGUUUGCCUUUCUGCCGCCGAAGGAAGAGGAUGUGUCAGAGCCCGCCUCUAAACGCACGAAAUCCAACGACGCUCCCCUCCUUGCCCAUCAACCUGCCUUCCCUGAUUACAUUUUUGAAAAGGAGAUGCUCAUUAAGGCAAACCUUCUGUGGAAUGAGAAUCUCGUGCCGACAGAGUUCUGCUCAGGGGAGGAAUGUCUUGCCCUACCGAAAUUGGGUCUCCAAUUUCUUACCCUGCAGGACUAUCUUGUGCGCAAUUUCACACUCUUUCGCCUGGAGUCCACCUUUGAAGUUCGACAGGACCUAGAAGACGCCAUCACCCGAAUGAAGCCGUGGAGCGGCGAGCAGAAUCAGGUGGUCUUCGAUGGCUGGUCUCGGAUGGCCCUGCCAAUCCAGGCCUUCAACAUCAUCGAAGUGGUUAAAGUCGAGCGCUUAUCGGGUGGUCAGGUAUUGGAGAGGGGCCAUAAAAGCCUGUUUCGUGAAGUAAUACAUCACAAGUUUAUGAAAGGUCAAAUGUACAACCCACGGAAGCCUUUCCUUUCUCAAAUCGGUAUUGUCGCGGUUCGAGGCUGUGAAAUCGAAGGGCAAGUGGACAAGGCCGGAAAACUCAUUCCAGAUGAGGAGCGUUUUGGGAUUGUGCCUGCGAAGAGUAAGCGGCACCGCCACUUCCUUUUUUUAAACUAA
Messenger RNA from Dibothriocephalus latus, 1869 nucleotides. The record is from the annotation of a GenBank genome assembly. Lineage: Eukaryota; Metazoa; Platyhelminthes; Cestoda; Diphyllobothriidea; Diphyllobothriidae.